Molecule: messenger RNA, 1254 nt
Organism: Parastagonospora nodorum SN15
Lineage: Eukaryota; Fungi; Ascomycota; Dothideomycetes; Pleosporales; Phaeosphaeriaceae
Exons: 1
Coding region: 1-1254 (417 amino acids)
Biological process (GO): tRNA N1-guanine methylation
Cellular component (GO): nucleus
Molecular function (GO): tRNA binding
Source: RefSeq, a predicted model, not a curated record
AUGGAGUCAGAAGAGAGGCCUGCGAAGAUGCGCAAGUUGGAGCAUGAGGAGAAUGCGGACAUCAUUCUCAACGAUGAGGUUCCUACAACAACUGCCACCGUCGACGAAUCAAAUCCCGUAACUACGGAAUCCAGCGACACAGUGGCAGCGACUGGAGAAACCCCCGUAGCAAAUGCGGAAGAACCCAAGAUUUCGAAAAACCAGUUGAAAAAGAAGAGGCGGCUGGAGCAAUGGGAAGCAGGUCGUGAAGAUCGCAAAGUCAAGCGAAAAGAAAAAGCCAAAGAACGCAAGGAACGCAAACGUGAAACUUGGAAGGAGCAGAAUACCGACGAGAACGGCAACGUACUGCCAAUGCCUCCUUCACGGUUACCGAGGCACUUCUCAGGCUUCGGUGCACAGGUGCCUAUCACCAUCAUCUUCGACUGCGAUUUUGAGGACCUAAUGUACGACGCCGAACUCAAGAGCUUGGGACUGCAAAUCACUCGAUGCUACAGCGACAAUCGAAAAGCCAAGUACAAGACGCAUCUUGCACUCAGCAGCUUUGGUGGCAAAAUGAAAGAGCGCUUCGAUGGCAUUUUGGCGAAGCAGUACACGAACUGGAAGGGCUUCCGAUUCUUCGAAGAAGACUUCGUUGCUGUCGCUGAAAAGGCAAAGGAAUGGAUGGUCGCCCCGAACGAUGAUGAAGAUAUUGGAGCAUUGAGACGACCAAGCGAAGGCUCCGCGGAAGGCAAGGAGCCGCAAGCAGGUGACGCAGACGAAGAAGGCGAGAUAGUCUACCUGUCUGCCGAGUCCGACAACGUCCUCACACAUCUCAAACCCAACAGCACAUACAUUAUCGGAGGUCUAGUUGACAAGAACCGGCACAAGGGCAUUUGUCAUAAGAGAGCCGUCAACCGAAACAUUAAGACCGCGAAACUGCCCAUCGGAGAGUACCUAGAGAUGAGGGAUAGGAAGGUACUGGUCACGAACCAUGUACUUGAAAUCUUGCUCAAGUGGAUGGAGUACGAUGACUGGGGCAAGGCCUUCAUGGAAGUCAUGCCGAAGAGGAAGGGCUUCAAGCUGAGAGAAGACGGAGAACGGGAAGAGGCUGAAUCAAACACCGGGACUCAGAAUGGCGACGAACAGGAUGAGCAGGAAAUGGAGGAUGCUGCAAAAGAGGCAGUCGAGGAGGCAGAGGGUACCACAAACGUGCCUGAGACAGAGAUCAUCGAGACUACAAAAGGGCUUCCGGUUGGCGAGACCGCCGCCGACUGA